AUGGCUUUGGUCGCUGCUGCUGCGGGCGACAUGCGCCUCGUGCGUCGCACACUCUCCAGUGGCUGCGAUCUAAAUGCAGUAAACAGCCAGGGGGACUCGGCUUUGAUGGUGGCAGCGAAGAAGAACCACGUUGAAGUGAUGACACUCCUGCUGGUUAGUGGCGUCGACGUGGACUUGAGACGCUCGGACGGCACGACGGCGCUGCACUUGGCGAUUGCCAGUCAACAUCCUCGCGCUGCCAAAUUAUUGAUCGACUUUGACGCGGACGCUGCUAUUGCCACUAACGCCGGCGUGACACCACUAUUACUGGCCGCGGAAAAUGGUCUCUCUAAAGUGAUCAAACUAUUGGUCAAAGUAGCACCGCAGUCCGUGCGUACUGCAUCCCAGGACGGCUCCAACGUGCUUACCAUCGCAGCUCAAGCUGGUCAAGUUGAAGCUGUCAGAAUGUUUCUAGAUGCAGGCGUACCAGUUGAUCUAAGCAGCGGAGCUGGACGAACUCCGCUCAUGUUCGCAGCUACGAAAAACCAAGUGGAGGUGAUGAGACUGUUGCUAUCGAACGGUGCGUUGCCAAACAAGACGUCAAAAGACGGCAACACAGUUUUGACUAUUGCCGCUGAAGGAGGCCACGUCGAAGCCGUUCGUUUUCUGCUGAGUCAUGGCGCCAGAAUGGACAGAAGUGAGUGUCCAGAAAUGACGGCCGUGGCAGCAGCGGCACAGAAUGGACACGUGGAAGUGAUCAAGUUGCUGCUACAGAAUCAUGCAGAUAUCAAUGCCCACGACGACGAUUGGGACUCGGCUCUACAUGAAGCUGUGUAUGGAGGCCAGUUGGAAGCUGCACGAGCUUUGGUCGACGCCAACCCUAGCGCUGAUGUGAAUAAACGCAAUCGGAGUGGCUGGACACCGCUGAUGGCGGCAACACAUCGGAAUUUCGUAGAUAUUAUCGAGUUAUUAAUUCGGAAAGGAGCUGCGCUCAACAUGAAGACAAAUGAUGGCCGCACUGCGCUUCAUGUCGCGGCAGAAGAAGGUCACACGGCGGCGAUUCGAGUAGCGGUGCCUUAG
Phytophthora infestans T30-4 is the source of this 1059-nucleotide messenger RNA. RefSeq lists its product as uncharacterized. The coding region runs from base 1 to 1059 and encodes 352 amino acids. The transcript has a single exon. Gene Ontology annotation, molecular function: protein binding; RNA binding; RNA nuclease activity. The record is from RefSeq and is a predicted model, not a curated record. Gene Ontology annotation, biological process: RNA processing. NCBI's taxonomy places the organism in Eukaryota, Oomycota, Peronosporomycetes, Peronosporales, Peronosporaceae.